This is a messenger RNA of Sphaeroforma arctica JP610, 4088 nucleotides long. RefSeq lists its product as hypothetical. The transcript has 4 exons. The coding region runs from base 1 to 3969 and encodes 1322 amino acids. NCBI's taxonomy places the organism in Eukaryota, Ichthyosporea, Ichthyophonida. The record is from RefSeq and is a predicted model, not a curated record.
AUGGCGGAUCAGUUCCACACCAGCGUCUCGCCAGAAGGCGCUGGGGGCCAUCUGAAACAGUAUCGACGUGAACUUAGUGGGUUUACGAACAGUGCAGGAACGAGCCCGAAGUCUCGUGAGCGUACCAGUUACACGAUAAAACUGCAGGAAUCAAACAUAGCUAACGAUCAAUUCAAUCCUUUUAGUGCGAAUAGGAUAUUGCUACCGGAGCGAUCGCUAUCGUCAGAGCCUGUACAGAUUAAUAACAGGUAUACCGACUCACAAGAAGAACAGAGGUAUAUAGACCAUGGCAAAAGCAUGCCCUUGCCUCCGAGGCUCAAUUUAGGUGUCAGCAUGGGUGCCCAGGGGUACAAACGUUCGCACGGUGAGUUAGAGAAUGUUGAAGCUGGUUAUACGUACAGGAGGAUGAAAGGUGGUGAAGCAAGCAAUAGCAGUACAGGUCUGGCAAUGCCGAGGAACAACUUUGAGGGUGACAGCAAAGGGCCACGGCCGCAGUCACGCCAGAGGAGUCAGCAGUACUUGCAGGAUCAAGAACGUGAAGUACAAACGAAGCAACAACGUCCGCAGCAUUCAUUAAAACAGAAUGACGACGACGCUAAAGCACAACAACAGAGACAGCAACACACUUUCAGAGCAUACACACCCGCCACUCGUCCUAUCGGUGUUGUGCCUACUAGCGCAUGCCCGUCGAAGGGAAGUGAAGGGAAGUCCGAGAUCGACCAUGGACAAGCACAGUACCAAUUUCAAUACCAAUGGAAGGUGGAUGGCGAAACCAAGAAAGGCUCAAUCAGGGCGCCAAGAGGAGGACCGAAAACGGGGAAGUCAUAUCAGAAAGCACUUGGCCAGAGUUCCGGCGCUGAUGCAGCCAGGGUGCCAGGCGCGGACAGGCUUAGGCUCGACUCUACAGAGGGUCCGAUGAUUGACCAUACUGCAGCGCUAUCACAAGCGGAUACUCUACAGCAAGAGGUGAAUAGAUUAGGUGGUGACGACGGUGAAGCAGUGGGAAUAUUGUCCCCUGGAAUGGCUAGGGAGCAGAAGAGAGUAGGAAUGCUCACUAAGUACAUAGAGGACGUGCAAUGUGAGGAAGGAACUGCAGAAGUGGCUAGCACUUCCGGGAAUGGCAUUAUGGGAGUCACCAGUAAGGUUUACCAAGCCACACUGGAUGAGAAAGUCCAAAAUUUGAUGCAGGCCUAUCUGAAUACCUUGCAGCUCACACAAAUUUCGCUGGAUCUGCCGGAAGAGGAUUCAUUUUCAGCUUCAGACAUAGAGGUGUCCAUUUUAGACACAGCAGGGCGCAGCUUCGUAUGUACAGCCAACAUGAUCGAUAGUCAAAGGCCUCAAUCGGAGCAAGCAGACAAUGAUGGGAUGGACGCUGAUGCGGCUCAUAACUCGAGUGACAUCCCCCCACUGCCCGUCAACCCCACCGACUUGGACAAGGAAGUAAAUAUCACCAUUCCAGCCGCCAUCAGUGGGCCCGCUAUUGACAGUGGCAAUGAACAAAGUAAAAGCCACGAGAUCAGUGGUGUCGAUGGCAAGAGUCUGUCGAAGGAGAAGACUGAACCGGAAACGACCGAAGAGCAGGUCGCCAACGAGACACAACCCAGUACCAAGACUAGGGAUGGCCAGGGAUACUUCACGGACACGGACAGUGAUGAAAGAGCAGAUUUGUCGCUUGAUGACGGUUCCAGUGAGUCUGCUAGUUCAACAAAUAUGCAAGUUACGCGGAGGAAGGACCCCUCCUCGGACCCAGCUCUCAGUGAUAACAAAAGAUUGAAAGAGGGUUCUAAAGCGGCCGGCCGUGGUGGUAAAAACAAUAGCGGCGUAUACAGUCGCAAAAGCUCCGCGCAGGUAACAACCGUUCCAAAUUCCCAGUCCGAGUCUGAAGAUCCGCCUAUCAGUCCUUUUUCGCGCCGCACGGUGUCCAAACGGAAUCGGUCUGUGUCACCUCCACCAUCCGUGCCACUGGAUCACUUCGAGAAACCGUUCAAAAGAACGCAUACUCCUGCAGACAUGCAAGUACGCGGCGUGGGUGGGAGUCUGAAUGUGAAAAAGGCGCCAGUGUAUGGCAGAAGUAAGAGCACUGAGCCGCUGGGUGCCGAGAAGCGACUGAAUGGUGCCACGAGUAGGGGUUUAUCAGUUGAAAACGCAAGCUCUACAACCACAGGAGAGCCUGUGAGAACAUCAGCAGCAGCUGCUGCAGAAUCUGGCGUGUCCGCUCCUACAGCUUCGGCGGAUGUGGCAGAAACGUUGCAAGGUGCAAGUAAGAACAACGGUGUCGAUGCUAAAAACCUCGAAUCGACCGUCGAAACCAGUGAAGGCCAAAAAAUAGAAAAUGAACUCUAUGGCACAUCGAACGAACCUGGUAUAGUAAACACUAAAUCUACAGAGGCUAGAAUUCCUAGUGAUGAGCUGCACGCAAUUGCCAAAGCAUCAAAGGUCAAGAUGAAGUCUACCGAUGCAGAUGUAGCAAGUCUUGCAGCGGUUGCUAAGGACACGAAUGAUACCGAGACGUUUAGCAACAGAAAACACGAUAGCGUAAAUACAAGUGUAAAUAAUGACGGUAGGAAUUCAGAUAGAAUUAAUAAUUCCAAGGAGGGCCUCAACAAAAUAGCAAAUGCCGAUAAUUUUAGCUCAACAAAUAUUUCCGGUGAAAACUCCGAGAGGCUUGGCAUGGAGAAAGAAAACAGUGCCGAGAGAGUGAUUGAUGCUACUGAGAAGGUAACCACGCUUAUUCCUGUGGAAACCUCGCGUUCGAAGGACCUCACUGUGAAACUCCGGCUCCCAAGCAAGACCAAGACGCAAUCUACUGUUGGUGGGAAAAGUGACACAACCAAUACCAACGCAGAAGACAUUGCUCAGCAACACAAUGGAAGCUCUAGGGGCAAAAGGACAGCCGCGGAACUUGAUAUUAUACAUACCCUCGAAGCUAACAGCGACGGCUCAGAAGACGAAACGGGCGGAACAGUAGCUGAAAACGAGCCUUCAAACCAAGCUAUCCGAUUCAAGGUCGUUAUGUCAGCUCCAAGACCUUCGGUGACUGAUGCGAGAGAUCGCACACGCGAGUUUCUUUCGGCGCGUUCGAAAUCCGUCCUCGAUGAUCUUAGCAAUCAAUCAAUGACGGACACAAUAGCUGCUGCUGAUAUUAAGAGAAGCACGAGCGCAUUUGGAGUCCGUUCUGAUCAUUCUGAUAGAUACGGUGACAGUGUUCGGCAGAGUAAGAAAAUGAAGCGCAAACCUUCGGCAAAUGAGUUGAAAGUAGGGGACGCGCGAAUGAACCCUAGUAUAGACCGGGCACUUGGGUCUAUUGUAUCGGGUAUUGAUGACGUGACCGCAAGUGUUGCAGCUCUCAAUGCAAGUGCGGAGAGCAAGCUCGGCAGAGAGCAAACACCAGACGUGGCUGGUGAUGCUAUGCCGGCAUUGACUAGGAUUAUCAGCCCGAGGGGCUCAUUCUCUGGCAAUAGGAGGCACUCUCUGAUUGUGUUGCCGUCCGAGGACAUGCCGGCUGCAGUACCAUUGGACGCCGAGCUCCCUCUCAGUGGUACAAACAGUCGUUCCAAUAGCCGGCUGGGUGACAACAAAAGCUCUGAUGAGGAGUUGCGCAAGCGCGGUAGCAGGCACAAUUCGGCCCAGCCUAUCAACCGUGCAUCAAGCUUGCCGAGGAUUGUGAAUGGUGUCGACGUCAAGGAUUGUAAUCGGUUAGGGAGACGAGGGUCACAGAUCAGAAGCUGCAGCCCUUCACGGGAAGGCGUUGCCUGUGAGGAUGAACAAUUGCUGGGCAGUCAGGAUAUGCACGCCACUCUCGAAAGGAAAGAGAGCCGCAAUUCAGUCAACAUCAAAGCGGGACAUUCCCCUGCCUACUUCCCCACUCCAGUCGCUAUAAGUACACUGGUGCCCGUGUACGAACUGGUCAUAGAGGCAUCGGGCGAGCAUACAAUCAAAGAGAACGGAAAAACUGACACUCCCCGCUGAGCACAAAUGAGGAACGAGGGGUAUCAGGACCAUCUUCCGUUAGGUGUAAGCAGUACCAUCCGAUGGGAUAUCUCUCUGCUAUCAAUCCUCACGCGAUUGAACGGUUACCGAUAAGGACG